Pelodiscus sinensis (Chinese soft-shelled turtle) is the source of this 1110-nucleotide messenger RNA. NCBI's taxonomy places the organism in Eukaryota, Metazoa, Chordata, Testudines, Trionychidae. The record is from RefSeq and is a predicted model, not a curated record.
AUGGCGAGUAGAUUUCAGCCAGGUGCACCGUUCAUUUGCAGUGCGCGCAUACACAAUGUUAACUUUCCCCUCCCCCAUCUCUUAACCACUGAAUGGCUUGUUCCAUUUAACCAGGAAUAUGAAGGUGAACGCAAUGCAGCUGGUGAACGACAUGGACAUGGAAGAGCACGAUUACCCAAUGGUGAUACAUAUGAAGGAGAAUAUGCCAAUGGUCUGAGAAAUGGGCGGGGGACCUACAGAUUUAAAAAUGGUGCUCGCUACAUUGGAGAAUUCUCUGAGAACAAAAAGCAUGGUCAAGGAAUUUUUAUGUAUCCAGAUGGAUCAAAAUAUGAAGGAGAAUGGGUGGAAGACCAAAGACAUGGAAAUGGAGUUUACUCCUAUAUGAAUGGAGACAUCUACACUGGAGAAUGGUCCAGCCACUAUAGGCAUGGACAAGGUACGUAUCUCUAUGCAGAAACUGGCUCUAAAUAUGUUGGUGGCUGGGUAAAUGGGCAACAGGAAGGAGCAGCUGAACUUAUUCAUCUAAACCACAGAUACCAGGGCAAGUUUGUGAAUGGAAAUCCAAUAGGUAGUGGGAAGUAUGUUUUUGAUAUUGGGUGUGAACAGCAUGGUGAAUACACACAUGUAGACCAGGAAAAAGGGGAGGAAGAGGAAGAGGAGGAAGCUGUAGCAAUUACUCCAAAAUGGAAAGCAAAAAAUAUUACAACUUUAACCUUAUGGACACCAGCAGUUGAAGAACCACCCCCGCCACCACCUCCUGAAGAGCCUCCAGCAGCAGCAGAAGAAGAGGUGCCAGCACCUUCAGUUGCUGAGGAACCUACUGAGGUUGGGGAACCUGAAGCUGCAGAGCCCACUGAAGAUUUGUCCCCAUCAAAGGAGGGAGAAGAGGAGGAGGAAGGGAGCAAAGAAGAUCAGGUGGAUCAGGUAAAUACUAGUUUGGAAGAGAAGGAAGAAGAAUCAAAGGAGUCAGAGGAGGCAGAUACAAGUAAAGAAGAAUAAAACUAAAUAAGGAAAUUACAUGGAAAACAGUUGGGUAUCAUAGCCCUGUAUAAUUUGUACUUAAUUGAACGUUCUGUUACAUUGUUAUGAAUAAACAUAUUUUUCUGGGUA